GGCGGGGCGCUAAGGUUGGCGUCUUCUCGCCCCGACCUUCGCCAGCGGGGCCGUAGCAUCAUGACGGUGGGAGCCAGGCUCCGAAGCAAGGCGGCGAGUGGUUUCCUGCGCCGCGGGCCCCGGGCGCGAGCGCGAGCGCGGGCGGAGGGGGAUGAGGAGGCGGCCGCCCUCCUGGAGCAGCCGGAGCGCGGGGACGAGGCGGCGAGCUCAGACCAUGCCUCAGACCUUGACAGCGUCGAGUGGCGUGCCAUCCAGGAGGGCGCCAACUCCAUUAAUGUUGGGAAGGUGGUCACCAAGGGAUGCCGCUACGUGGUCAUCGGCCUGCAGGGCUUCGCUGCGGCCUACUCGGCCCCAUUCGGAGUAGCCACCAGUGUGGUCUCGUUCGUCCGCUAGCGGGAGCUGCGGGGCAGACACACCAGCACGGAUGGAAGCUCCGCUCUGGGACCAUCUCAGACCUGAACCCACAGAAUCCUUGGAGGAAGUCAAUGUCUCUCCUUGUUGCAUUGGAUGAAUGUUAUGAACGGAACGUGCCUGCCCAUCCGCUGAGCUUUUCAGGACUCUAGGACACCCGUGGCUCCGAUGGACAAUCCCGCAGGGAAUCCGGCCGUGUUAGGUUUGGGGUUUCAGUGUGCGAACGCCGAAGGUUUCCUGCGCAGGUGGCCGGGGGUCUGGCCCGGAGGCAGACACCUGGCAGACGCUCUGGGUGGGUAGCGGAGGGGUGAUUACGAGGCGGGACAGGGGUUUUGACGAUUUGUUAUGUUCUGGAAGGGUCGCAGGCUGACACGGCGCUCACAGCCCUUGGCUGCCCUGAUUCUGGGGCCAGCAGAGGAGCUGUUUGUCAUGCGCCCCAGCUCCUUCCUCCACCCCUUAGUUACCAGGGGUGGAGUUACGGGCUUGAGAAGAAGAAGGAAGGAAGGAAAAUCUCUUUGAAGGUGGGGAUGCUUUGAAAACUGUUGAUGACGUGUGUGACUGUUGAAAGCAGAUAAAGCUUGUGAUCCCACCCCCCCCACCCCCGC
Messenger RNA from Leptonychotes weddellii (Weddell seal), 1016 nucleotides. The record is from RefSeq and is a predicted model, not a curated record. Lineage: Eukaryota; Metazoa; Chordata; Mammalia; Carnivora; Phocidae.